AUGACUAUUAUGCUCCAUGAUGUACAGUACAUACUUGGGUUACCUGUGGAGGGUGAUGCUGUUGUAGAGCAAAGCGGUGUUGCGUCUUUGAAGGCUGACUUUCAGAAUUUUUUAGGGAUAGGAGCAGACAAACUUGUUGCCAAGCCAGCAUCCAUUUGGAAUAACGGGAGGGUGUCAAGUCAGGCCAUAUAUGAGAGAUGCCUAGCAGAGAGAGGUGAUGUUGAUAUCAAGGUGCAGGGUUUCUUGUUGUUAGUUCUAGGAAGCACUAUUUUUGUCGAUAAGAGUGGUAGUCGUAUUCCUCCUUCUUGUAUCUUAGAGGUGAAGAAGAAGGAUGUUCAGCUUUGUCAUUAUUCAUGGGGUUCAGCUACCCUUGCUUAUUUUUAUCGGCAGUUAGGCGUUGCCUUACAGAUAGGUUGCAAACAGAUUGCUGGGUGUUUGACGUUGUUACAGUCUUGGAUUUACGAGUAUUUUCCUGCAUUUCGACCUGUUCAGGGUUGUUUAGCCAUAACAUCGACUGAUGCUCGAUCCGCCAGGUGGGACACACGGAUUCAGGAAAGGGACUACCAUCGUGUAGUUUCUUUUCGUAGACGCCUUGAAUAG
Messenger RNA from Chenopodium quinoa (quinoa), 600 nucleotides. RefSeq names its product protein MAINTENANCE OF MERISTEMS-like. Bases 1 to 600 code for a protein of 199 amino acids. The transcript has a single exon. The record is from RefSeq and is a predicted model, not a curated record. NCBI's taxonomy places the organism in Eukaryota, Viridiplantae, Streptophyta, Magnoliopsida, Caryophyllales, Amaranthaceae. Gene Ontology annotation, biological process: meristem development; meristem maintenance.